CCACUAUUUUCGUCAUGGGUGCUCAUCCAUGUGUCUUGAUCCGUUCACACCUUUUCAGCCAUGAACUCUGACGAAACCAGGAGCAUGUCGGCAGCAACUUGGCUGGUUUGCAACCUGGUGGCAGUUGGUAGCAGAAGAAGAAGAAUAGAGAGGCGCUCUUCUCCAAGAAAUCCAUGUGCUCGCGUUGUUUAGGGCUCGGCGCUGGAAACCCACAGUCGAUUAAGUUCCGUCUUGCAAUUUCAGAGGUGUUGUUUCGAACUCAACUGUUAGGUUUUUGGAAGGGUGAGGAGGAGGGAGAGGUAUGGUAGCUUGAAAGAGCCUUCUUUUGUGGGUGUAGUGGAAGAUUUUUCGAAUCGCGUUAUAUCGAAAGAGGAGGGGAGCACGAUGGCCAGUGCGGAACAGUUGGUUCUGGAACUUAUUGUGCCUGAGCAGCGGGAGAAUGCACUCCUUGAUCUUUCCAAGAAAAGAGAAGCCUUUCCAGACCUGGCUCCAAUCCUCUGGCACUCAUGCGGCACCAUUGCAGCUCUUCUUCAGGAAAUUGUAUCCAUCUAUCCGAUGUUGUCUCCGCCCACACUGACUGCAGGUGCUUCCAAUCGAGUCUGCAACGCCCUGGCUCUGCUCCAGUGUGUAGCCUCACAUCCGGACACUCGUGCUCUUUUCCUCAACGCACACAUUCCUCUUUAUCUCUAUCCAUUUCUGAACACAGUAAGCAAGACAAGACCGUUCGAGUAUCUUCGACUUACGAGCCUAGGAGUCAUUGGUGCUCUUGUUAAGGUGGAUGACACUGAAGUUAUUAAUUUUCUACUCUCAACAGAGAUUAUUCCUCUGUGUCUACGAACUAUGGAAAUGGGGAGUGAACUUUCCAAGACCGUGGCGACAUUUAUAGUUCAGAAAAUUCUUCUAGAUGACGUUGGUCUUGCCUACAUUUGCGCUACUGCAGAACGAUUUUUCGCUGUAAGCGCAGUUCUUGCAAAUAUGGUUCAAAUGCUGGCUGAGCAACCUUCUGUUCGCCUCCUCAAGCAUAUCAUUCGAUGCUAUCUUCGACUUUCUGAUAAUCCGAGAGCGUGUGAAGCUUUGAAGAAUUGUCUCCCUGAACUUCUUCAAAACGGCACCUUCAAUAACUGUCUACGGGAUGAUUUAACAACUAGGAGGUGGCUUAACCAGCUGAUGAUGAAUGUGGGGCAGCAGAUGCAUCCACAGCGUGUGCCAUCAGGAAUGCAGGGUGCUGGAAUUCCCCUGGAGCAGCUUUUGUCUGGCCAGUAGUACUCCCUUGUAUCAUAUCAGAAGCAUAGAAGUCCAACUUUUUGACCAGCAAAUGGUAAACAUUCACAUAUCCUUUCACGUCGGGUUUUAUAUCCUCUGGCAUAUGGAUUACAGUGACGCUGCUGACUGCUACGCUCAUGCACAAUUAGUUGUGAUUGUAUCUGCAAGAGGGUAUAGUUCGACAUGACUUCUUAGCAAGUUAGGAAACCAUCCAGCCCCCAUUUGUCACAGGCUUAGCUGAGUGUGGCAUACAGAAUCUGCUGGAUAUGGUGAGUUAUGUUGUAUGGUAAAUAUUGAGAGGACAACACAGGCUCAUAAAACAUUGGCAUAGAAACCAUUUUGUACUUGUCACGUAAAUGCUGGCGAGCAAUUCCAUCGAAACCAGGAGAAUAGGUAGUGGAAUGCAGAUUAUCACUUGUAGUAUUUGACUGAUUGCAGACUUGUAGUGGAUGAUUGGCUGGCCAUGACGUGAAGUUUGAUUUUGUAUGGUCAUGUUUAAUGCAGGUCAGUUAUCUUUAUGACAUUCACUGUAA
This is a messenger RNA of Physcomitrium patens, 1796 nucleotides long. The record is from RefSeq and is a predicted model, not a curated record. Lineage: Eukaryota; Viridiplantae; Streptophyta; Bryopsida; Funariales; Funariaceae.